Solea senegalensis (Senegalese sole) is the source of this 2453-nucleotide messenger RNA. RefSeq names its product tissue alpha-L-fucosidase-like. Gene Ontology annotation, cellular component: lysosome. The transcript has 8 exons. Gene Ontology annotation, molecular function: alpha-L-fucosidase activity. Lineage: Eukaryota; Metazoa; Chordata; Actinopteri; Pleuronectiformes; Soleidae. The record is from RefSeq and is a predicted model, not a curated record. Gene Ontology annotation, biological process: fucose metabolic process; glycoside catabolic process. The coding region runs from base 144 to 1487 and encodes 447 amino acids.
CAGGAAAUGAUUUACCCGCAGCGUCUCAAUAAUAAACCAGUGAAUUAUCAGUGGAAUGCAGCGCCAGGAGCUUCCGUGAAGCUCUGGUCCGCACUCACAGUUUAUUCACAAUAGUAUAGUGUAGUGCAGCAGCCUGAGCUAUCAUGUUCCUGUUUCUCGUCGCUGCUGCGCUAGUUGGUCAAACAGCGGCUCGAUACACCGCGAACUGGACUAGCUUGGACUCCAGACCUUUACCUUCAUGGUACGACGAGGCCAAGGUGGGCAUUUUUGUCCACUGGGGCGUGUUUUCGGCAGUGGGCUUUAAAAGCGAGUGGUUCUGGUGGCACUGGCAGGGUCAAGACCCUCCGGACAUCAGCUGUGAGCUCUACAUGGCGACGAACUACCGUCCUGGAUUCAGCUACGCCGAGUUUGCCCCCAAGUUCCACGCUCAGUUCUUCAACCCAGAGCAGUGGGCGGACAUAUUCAAAGCCUCCGGCGCAAAAUAUGUUGUUCUGACUGCCAAACACCAUGAAGGAUUUACAACCUGGGGGUCUCCAUACUCCUGGAACUGGAACUCUGUUGACAAUGGUCCACACAGGGACCUGGUGGGAGACCUGGGAGAGGCAGUGCGUAACAGGUCAUUGCACUAUGGACUGUACAACUCCUUGUAUGAGUGGUUCCACCCUCUCUACCUGGCUGACAAGAAGAAUCAAUUCAAAACGCAGCAGUUUGUGGCAGAUAAACUACUACCAGAGCUUUAUAACAUGGUCGUAAGGUACAGGCCUGAGUUGAUCUGGUCUGAUGGAGACUGGGAAGCACCUGACACCUAUUGGAACUCCACAGAAUUCCUGGCGUGGCUUUAUAAUGACAGCCCAGUCAAAGAUACUGUUGUGACCAACGACAGAUGGGGAGCUGGCUGUGCUUGUAAACACGGUGGCUACUAUAACUGCGAAGACAAGUACACUCCAGGUGAGCUGCCCAAGCACAAGUGGGAGAAGUGCACUUCUGUGGACAGUUUAUCCUGGGGUUACCGGUGGAACAUGAAGCUGAGUGAGCUCAUGGACUUACCCAGUAUCAUAAAGGAUCUGGUUCGCACUGUGGCUCUGGGAGGAAACUACCUUCUGAAUGUGGGUCCCACGCCUGAUGGAAUGAUCCCUGUUGUAUUUGAGGAGAGGCUCCGGGGUGUCGGAGCUUGGCUGGAGAUUAACGGGGAGGCCAUCUACACCUCUAAACCCUGGAGGGUCCAGAGAGAGAACACUACUGCAUCAAUCUGGUACACAUCUAAAGGGAACACGGUCUACGCCAUCAUUACAACCAAGCUAUCCAAGUACACCGUGCAACUGUUGGAACCCAAGACCUCAGUCAUCACCAAGGUGACCUUACUGGGGGAUCCGAAGCCCUUAGCCUGGUCCCCACUCAGUCCUAGUUCUGGACUGAGCGUCCUUCUGCCCCAGCUGCCUUACUCCCCUGGUGAGGCUUGGACCCUGAAACUGGAGGGUGUCCAGUGAGCCUUCAACACAUGAUUUCCAUGUGGAACGUGGUAAACUCAGGUUAUUGUUAAUUAGGAUAAGGGGAAACUUGUACUUUUUGUCUAAUAUAUUUCUAUUUGCUUGAGAAAAUUGAAAUGAUGUGACACUCCUCUCCAAUAAUUCUUUAGUGCACUAAGAUUGACUGACUUUUAAAUGUGCUCUUUUUUUUAAUGAUUCACUGUGAACAGUGAACACAUUGAAUCAGCUCCUCAGCUUCUUUUUUCCAAAUCAGUAAUUUUAGCCAGUGGUUUCUGGGAAUUGCAGCAGUUGACCUUAAAUGCACUUUUAAUUAUUAUUAGUUUUUUAAAAUAUGUGUAGUUUGAAUAGUUGGGAAAACCUUUGGUGAUGUCAUUGAUGAAUUAUUGUUUUUUGUAAAUAUGCACAAUUCUAAGUUGUAUUAAAAAUAAACUUCUUAAAGAUCCACUGUCUUUGACUUUUCUUGCAGUGUCUCAAGUUGUUAAGACUUGGUUUUAAGUAUACCUCAGUCAAGAGGUAGAGAUUUCUCACUGUGAGUCAUGAUGGCACUUCUCAUCAGGAACUCAUCUCGUUCGCCGCUGCUGUGCUGUCCUCAGACGCCGUGGUAUCCUUGGAUCUUUUCCCUGUAGCCAUACAAAAACUGUAUAAACAAAUUCAUGAGCCAAUUUUUGUUUUUAAUUGCAUGGUACAGCCAUGAUUGGGAACUAGAUGACUUUUAGAUGACCGUGUGCACUUUCUGCAACCCCCCUCCUGUGCCUCAGGAUCUCCUUCACCUCCAUAUUCUUUCUUUUGUGCUGAUUCUUGAAUUCUAAUCUGUUUUUCUCACCUCAAAGGCAUACUUCUGUGGUUGCUUCCUGUGUCUCUGCUUUAUGCUUACACUUCUGUAGCCCAAUGCUGCAUUUGUAAUUGUGGUCCUGUGUCAGACAAAGAUGUGUAUGUUAUUAUUCUAAAUUCUCUCAUUUAAACUUU